Didymodactylos carnosus is the source of this 1197-nucleotide messenger RNA. The record is from the annotation of a GenBank genome assembly. NCBI's taxonomy places the organism in Eukaryota, Metazoa, Rotifera, Eurotatoria, Philodinida, Philodinidae.
AUGUAUAGAAUUAUUUUAGAAGGUCAUAGCGGAGUAAAUCAGCUUGGUGGUGUUUUUGUGAACGGGAUUUCAAAUGGUUGCGUGAGUAAAAUCUUGGGAAGAUUUUAUGAAACUGGUUCAAUUAAACCUCGUGCCAUUGGUGGUUCGAAACCUCGUGUGGCCACACCAGAUGUUGUAUCAAAAAUUGCUCAAAUAAAAGGUGAAAAUCCAUCGAUAUUUGCUUGGGAAAUUCGUGAACGUUUAUUAAACGAUGGUAUAUGUACACAAGAUAAUUUGCCUAGUGUAUCAUCAAUUAAUCGUGUACUUAGAAAUUUACAAUCAAAGUCAACUGAUCAUUAUUCAAAAGAAUUGCAUUACGAUCGACAAUGUCUAAUAAAUCCACCAUUAUGGUCGAUGGUGAACAAUACACAGCCUUGGCAACAGCAAUCAACAUCUUCUAUCCGUACAAAAGAUAAAAAAAGUGACGAUUCAAUUGGAAUAAAAUUCUCGGAUCCUAUGCAAGUUCAAAAUGACGGUGAAGAUAGCGACAAUGAAUAUAUCACAUCACAAAAACAAAAAACACAGCGAAAUCGAACAGCUUUUACUCAAAAUCAAAUAUCAGCACUUGAAAAGGAAUUUGAGCAUACACAUUAUCCGGAUGUUUAUGUAAGAGAACGUCUUGCCAAACAUAUUAGUCUACCAGAAAAUAGAAUUCAGGUGUGGUUUUCUAAUCGUCGUGCAAAAUGGCGUCGUGAAGAAAAAGCAAGAAAUCAACGCCGUAAUGUCAAUGCAAGUGAAUCAAAUCCUGUUUCCAAUCCAGGAUCAACAAUUACUACUGAUCAUUCGACACCACCUUCAUCUUUAAAUCAAACACCUCCACCACCAUACACAAUUGAAAAUACAAAUGAGGUUUUAAAUCCCUAUUUAAACUCAACUCUUACAGUAGGAGCAUCACCAUCAUCGAAAUGUUUCACAUAUCCAUCGAUGCCAUCAUCAUACGAUUGUUCAUCGUCAUCAUAUCCAUGUAUAUUACCAGGAGCAAGUUGUUACGAAGAUCUCUCAUUUCCUACACCGCCCUAUUCUCGGCCAACAUAUCAAGACUAUAAUCAUCUUUCAUCGAAUGUUAUGAGUCAAUCAUCCUUUAUUCAUAGUCAGAUACCGCUUUCCACACCUGUACGAUCAAAUAAUCAAAAUCCUACGUUUUGGAAUCGGUUUUAG